ACCAGUGAAGCUUUAUUUAUAAACAAAAAUUGUGUGUUAAUAAUAUCAUUCAAUGUCAAUAACAAUUAAUUUCGAUUUUAUGCUACAAAUAUAAUUGUGUCAUUAGAAAUUGCUAUGAUAUAAUUCUUUAUUGUCAUCGUAAUGUGAAAGCGCACGUGAUAAUUAAUGGAGACAGGAUGUUAUGUAAAAAUGCGGUAGGAAGUAUCCUAUAAUUAACUUUCUACGUGUAUGGUGUUAUUAAUAAGUGCCAGCAAACAGUCAAUGUAGUGAUUGUGUGCAAAUUUAAGUAUGGGAAGAAGAAACCUCAGUAUGAUGCGUCUAGGCAGAUGCGUCGCCUUCUUGGCUGCAGCGGCGUUCCUAUUGCCUUUCACAAUACUGUUGAUGGUUGCCGAUCAACAGUAUCAUCUAACUUACAACUCCAAGCGUGUAUUCUAUCAAGAGAGCGACUUCUAUAAAAUAAACGGGACGUAUUAUGCGCCCACAUUCGUGAUAACAACACCUACAUUAUCACGGACUCAGUAUUUAUACGAGAAUGGUACACAUGACGAGGGACUGCUUACAAGGGACAAGUUCAUGGAGGUCAACUCCAGAAUGGAUGCCAGACGUGAGUUCCUCAGGAGCGAGUGUUCUAGACUCAGACUGGAUAGCUCAAGCCAUAAAGCAUACGCCUGGGAAUAUCUUAUCAACAGACAAUACCAUGUGAUAUGGUGCAACAUCUUCAAAGCAGCUUCAACAUCAUGGAUGUACAACUUCAAUUUGAUGGCAAAUUACACGGCUGCCUUCCUCGAUAAAACGAAAGAAGUGCCUCUAGAGCUUGCUAGAAGGAAAUAUGCCAGGCCAACGGUGGAAAUGAUAAAGAAAGCCCAACAAGAUUCAAUAUCAUUCCUUAUUGUCAGACAUCCCCUAGAGAGAUUAGCUUCUGCAUACAACGAUAAAAUUGUUCAUGCGUGGCCCAAGUCUUUUCACGACAAAAUGGGGCAGAGAAUAAUAAAAAAAUAUAGGAAGCUAUUGGCAAAUGUACAACCGGUGCCGACAGAAAGAUAUCCGGUAUUUGAAGAGUUUGUUGCAUACGUUUUGGACGAGAGGAAAGCCAAGCGGGCACUAGAUAUGCAUUGGACACCGUACACAGAUUUCUGUACACCUUGCAAGUUUAACUUCGACGUUAUUAUAAAAUUCGAGACAUUGGACGAGGACCAAAGAUUCCUGAUCCAGCUAGCUCGUCUGCAAGACGUUGUGAAGCCAGAAUGGCGUAACAGCGGCAAAGGCGCUAACACAUUACACAAUAUUAGCCAUCUGUACUCGCGGCUGAAGAAAUCUCAACUUGACGGCCUCUAUAAACUGUACAGGUACGACUUCCAGCUCUUCAAUUACACAAUAGACAGUUAUUAUGAAAUAGUACAAGAGGACGAGACGAGUAAUCACGGAUGAGCUUCCUAUCAAAAUGUGAACGCUUCAUCAUUACGCUGUUCAUCGCGCAUAGACACAAUAACAAUAGUCAUCGAAACUCGAUAACGGAAGAGAAAUAAUUCAUCAAUGGCUAGAA
Messenger RNA from Achroia grisella, 1543 nucleotides. RefSeq names its product carbohydrate sulfotransferase 11. Bases 289 to 1428 code for a protein of 379 amino acids. Gene Ontology annotation, molecular function: sulfotransferase activity. NCBI's taxonomy places the organism in Eukaryota, Metazoa, Arthropoda, Insecta, Lepidoptera, Pyralidae. The record is from RefSeq and is a predicted model, not a curated record. The transcript is spliced from 8 exons. Gene Ontology annotation, cellular component: membrane. Gene Ontology annotation, biological process: carbohydrate biosynthetic process.